UUGGGAGGGAGGGUGGACAUCCCAAAGGCCUGGGUUGGCCCUUGCUAAGCUGCUGUUGCAUUUGAGCGUUCAUGGCCUCCGAAGGAGAUGCUUGCCUCUAACUGAACUUAUCCCUGCUUAAUCUGUUUUCUUUUUCCCACUCUGCUGCUUUUUUGUGUGCUCAGAGGAAGGAGGAAUGCACGAAUGAGGAAUCAGGAUUCGGGACAGGCCAUUCCACUUGUCGUAGAGAGCUGCAUCCGCUACAUCAACCUGUACGGCCUCCAACAGCAGGGCAUCUUCAGAGUCCCUGGCUCCCAGGUGGAAGUCAAUGACAUCAAGAACUCGUUUGAGAGAGGUGAAGAUCCCCUCGCUGAUGAUCAGAAUGAACGGGACAUUAACUCAGUGGCUGGAGUCUUGAAGCUGUAUUUCCGAGGACUGGAAAACCCCCUCUUUCCUAAGGAAAGGUUUCAAGAUUUGAUAUCUACCAUAAAAAUGGAGAACCCCACUGAGAGAGUGCACCAGAUCCAGCAGAUCGUUGUCACUCUGCCUCGGGCUGUCAUCGUGGUCAUGAGAUACCUCUUUGCUUUCCUUAACCACCUGUCGCAGUACAGCGAUGAGAACAUGAUGGAUCCCUACAACCUGGCCAUCUGCUUCGGGCCCACGCUGAUGCACAUUCCCGACGGGCAGGAUCCGGUGUCCUGCCAGGCCCACGUCAAUGAGGUCAUCAAAACCAUCAUCAUUCACCACGAGGGAAUCUUCCCCAGCCACCGAGAGCUGGAAGGGCCUGUCUACGAGAAGUGCAUGACUGGAGGGGAGGAGUACUGUGACAGCCCGCACAGCGAGCCAGGCACCAUCGACGAGGGGGACCACGACAACGGGACGGAGCCGCACACCAGCGACGAUGAGGUGGAGCAGAUUGAAGCUAUAGCCAAGUUUGACUACAUUGGACGAUCUCCACGGGAGCUCUCCUUCAAGAAAGGGGCCUCACUCCUGCUGUACCAUCGGGCAUCAGAAGACUGGUGGGAAGGAAGACACAACGGGGUGGAUGGGCUCAUCCCCCACCAGUACAUCGUGGUGCAAGACAUGGAUGACGCGUUCUCCGACAGCCUGAGCCAGAAGGCAGACAGCGAGGCGAGCAGUGGGCCACUGCUUGAUGAUAAAGCCUCCUCCAAGAACGACAUCCAGUCUCCAACGGAUCAUAUCAUGGACUAUGGCUUCGGGGGAGUGAUGGGCAGGGUGAGGUUGAGGUCUGACGGCGCAGCCAUCCCUCGGCGCCGCAGCGGGGGAGACACCCACAGCCCGCCCCGAGGGAUGGGGCCUGGCAUAGACACCCCUCCUCGAGCAGCAGCCUGCCCCAGCAGCCCCCACAAGAUCCCCCUCAACAGGGGCAGGAUCGAGAGUCCUGAGAAGCGCAGGAUGGCAACGUUUGGCAGCGCGGGCAGCAUCAAUUUUCCAGACAGGAAGGCCCUGGCUGAUGGCCACCCCCUGAGAUCAACCUGUGGGUCCACCCGGCACAGCAGCCUUGGAGACCAGAAAUCUCUGGAAGCAGAAGCUCUUGCUGAGGACAUCGAGAAGACCAUGAGCACGGCACUGAACGAGCUGCGGGAGCUGGAGAGGCAGAACACGGCCAAGCAGGCCCCCGACGUGGUCCUGGACACGCUGGAGCCCAUGAAGAACCCCCCAAUGGGCGCCGCCAACUCGGAGCCGGCCAGCCCCCUGCACACCAUCCUGAUCCGGGACCCCGACGCGGCCAUGCGGCGCAGCAGCAGCUCCACCACCGAGAUGAUGACCACCUUCAAGCCGGCGCUGUCGGCCCGGCUGGCCGGGGCGCAGCUGCGGCCGCCGCCCAUGCGGCCGGUGCGGCCGGUGGUGCAGCACCGCUCCAGCAGCAGCAGCAGCUCGGGGGUGGGCAGCCCUGCUGUCACCCCACCGAGAAGCUCUUCCCCAGCGGCCUCGCGGAUAAAUCGGGCACCAUGUAGGCUGGGGCGCGGGGACCGCAGCGGGAGAGCUGGGGCCCGGAUGGCGGGAGCGGGGCCCGACACGGCAAAGCCUCUCUGGGCCGAGCCGGGGGUCAGAGCCCUGCUGGGGGGAGCCUCUCCAAAAGGGAACACAUGCAUAGCUGGGCCUGGUGCUGUACAUACGUGUGUGUGUGUAUAUGUACAUAUGUGUGCACACACCCUCUCCAUGCAGAAACACUUCCCGAGCUUGCAGUCCUACAGCAGGAGGAGACAGCGGGUCUGCGUGUCAGCACUGGAGAACACAUGCUCUCUGUAGGAGUAUAUAUUAAAAACAAAGUGUACAGAAUUCAGUGACUUUUUAAAACAGUAGAUUUACCUCAGAAACUGGCUCUGAAAUGUCCUCUCUGGAGAUGGUGGGUUGGGCUGGGUUUCCCAGACUCUGUGCACGUGUGGAGGCCCACACCGCAGCAGCCAUGUGUCGAGCAAUACAAGGCCAUCCUGGAAUUUAGUUUCUGCACCUCUUGGCAUUUAAAAAAAAAGGGAUGGGGAUACAGCGGGGUCUGUUCACUGCUGGGUUGUAGAGAAGAGUUGGAAAUCCAUAAAUGAUGGUGUGUGUCCAGCCAGCUGGAGUCUGUUCAGUCCUGAAUCCUGAGACGUCUUUGUGUGCCUGUGAUGCCCCGGGCAGCAGGGACAGAGUGAGCUGUGUGCCGUGAGUGGGGACAGAGCAAGGUGUGCACCAUCACCUUCACACAGGAGGAGGAUGCUGUGCUGCACUGGGGCCAUGGAACGCUGCUUUUCUGGAAGGUUUCAGAGUGAACAAGGACUGGUGACAAACCUGUGGUAAAGUAUGGAGUAACUUACACAGUUUGGAGAUCCUUCAUCUCCCCUUCCCCGCACACUUUUCUUUUUUUUUUUUUUAAUUAAUAAGAAGACAACCCAAUGGUCUCUCGACAGUCAGGUGUAAGCAGUGAGGAGGCUUUGGCACCACCACGUUCCUCGGUGUGAAGCUGCCCAGCGGCACAGGGGGGUCUCAGUUCAGAGUGUGUCAUCCUGCAUGAGAAGCAUGAGCCAUAUUUGACCGUGUCAAAUGCAGAACCGAUCUGAUGGGUGACACUUUGCACUUUCUGUACUGUACCAUAUAAUACAACUGUUUGAGUUAUGCAAAGGAAUCUACAUUUUGUUUUACCCAGAGAAAAAAUAUGCAGAAAGCUGGGGAUUGCAUGGUCCUUUCUGAUAAUCCAGACUCCGCUCUAAGCGCUGAAUCCAAGACGCUCUGUGCUUCUCCUGCAGCUUUUCCUUGUACAGAUUUCCAUGCAAUGCCCCAUGGUUUGAUUUGGCACUUCCCCAUGGUCAUGUACUAAUGGCUCCUUAACAUCCAUCCUUCUUCCCCGCUAUCUCUGACCCUGCUGCUCUGUCUGUGCCUGGGCAAAGAUGCCCACGAACCCUCCUGCCUCACCCAGCAGCCACCUGCCCCUGCCCGGGCCUUUGCUUUGUCUCCCCUUCAUCUUCCUCACCUCUCCAGCACCACUGUGGACCCCAGCUCUGCAGGAGGAGCAGCUUGACUUCCAGAAGGUGGUGGAGGCACCGGCCAGGGCAGCAGAGCCCACUGGUCCUGCUAGGGCUUGUCCUCAGCCUGGGAGCUCACCCUCAUGUGAGGCCGCCUGCACCUCCAUAUGUGCCCUUCUCCACCUGCCCCUCCACGCCUGCACUUCCAUAUCCAUACCUGCACACCUGAACCUCCAUAUCUGUACCUCCAUGCCUGCACUUCCAUGUCCAUACCUCCCCACCUGAACCUCCAUAUCUGCCCCUCCACGCCUGUGCCUCCACGCACCAGGCACGGAGCGGGGUCACAGACCCGUCAGGACUGGCUGGUGCCUGUCCCUGUCCCGUGCCCAGCGCACGUGUCCCCUUGCCCCCUGCUCUGCCAGCCCUGUAUAUAUUGCCCUACUUGCUUAACUGCUGGAAAGUAACUGUUAACCUGUAAACUGUAAAAAAUAGGCUAAGAUUAGAUAAAAGCCAAUGCCACUCACCAAAUCUUUGCACUUAGUAGGUAGCUUGAUGUAAAAAUAAACCCAGUAAUAAUAAUAGUAACCCUGAAGGGAAGCGAAGCCGCCGGCGCCCCUCGCAGAGCCUGGGGGGAGCAGCUCUGCCCGUGUCCCUCCCUGUCACCUUGGCAGGGACUACGGUGUGUGUGUGCUUGUCUGUGAACGUCCUUGGCGUUUGUAAUGACCACAGUUGGUUCAUGUUGGUGUUUAUUUCUCCAUCAUCCCCCUUUCCUGGCGCAGGCCCCGGCCCAGCGCAGUGGCAGCAGAUGUUCCACCAGGCUGGGCUGCUCAGGGCCGUGUGCUGGGAAGGGAAGGACCCAUUUGGCACGAGCGCUGUGUAUCUGUUGCCAGUAAUUAUUAUUUUUGUUUCCGUUUAGUUCCUGGAGAACAUUCAUUUUGCCAGUUUCCUUUUUUUUAAUAUUAUUUGCAAGAUGACUUGAGAGCAAACCUGUGUUCACUAGGGGUUUUAUUUCCUUCCUUCUUACUUUUGGAGAUACGGUACAAGUUCCAGUGUCUUUCUAUUAAAUUAUUGCCUUUUGUUUUCCUUUGUUUUGUUUUGUUGUGGGUUUUUAAUACAAUUGUUUUCUUAUCUUUAAGUGCCUUUUUGAGCACCAGAACAAACAGUUGGAGUUCAGGCCUGGGAACUGUACACACAUGGGUUCGUCUGGGCAGUUGUGUUGUGCUGGGGGCGAUUGCUUUUAAAGUCCUUCCAUUUUUCUGUUUGAUGAAAAGGGAACCAAGACUUUUUGUUGGAGAAUAAACUCCCCCUUUGUAAUACAGUAUUCCAAGUGUAGUUUUAACUACUGUAAAUUUAAGGGAAGAAAUGUAUUUUUCUGUAAGCGAACUUGGCACAAAAUUGAGCCACGUACAUUGUAGGAGCAUCAUAACUGGAACCUGCUCAUGGUUUGUGAGUAACCAACCCUGACCCUCGGUACCGCCCCGAGGGCACAGACUGCAUGUGGGCCUCAGAGUUCACAGAGUUUCCCUGUGCCAGCCCAGGGCCGGGAGCGGGGUGGGGUGUGCUCCUGCCCCCCUGCAGCACCGCGGGCGAGGGGCCGCGCAGCCCCCGGGACCCCCAGCCCUGAGGGGGGCGGCUGUUCCUCUGCUGUGCAGAGCGAGCGCCAACCUUGGCCCGGCUCCCUCGGCCCUGCCCCGUCCAUCCCGUGUGCCGGGGCAGUUUGGCCCUCGCCUGCCCUCACCAGGGCCUGGCAUGGCCUGUGAUGGUGCUGACCAAGUGUGAUGGUACCGCAGCAGCCCCUUCCCUGUACGGACCCUCAGCGGCGCGCGCGGUGCCGGGGCGGCGAUGACAGUGCACUUUGUUCCUUAGGCUGAAGUCCCCUGGUAGGUCGUUUUUGUAACCCCGGGUGUGUCAUUUAACUAGCGGUGUUGUGGUUCUCGGGGGCGGCAGUAGAUGUCCCGAGUCUGAUGUGCUUCGCGUGGCUGGGCCGUGAGCUGUGGUGGGGACGGGGUUGGUUACGCCGGGCAGCCGUGGGAGACUGUGGCUGCUGCCCCUUGUACCGGUCAUCCUCCUCCUCCCCGGUGUUGUCUCUGUAACGUAUGGUGAGAUGCCGUCAGCUAGAGUGUCUGAGUGGGUCCUUGUGUGUGCUGGUGAUGCCAUGUAGAUGAAGCAACUGGUUGGGUGUGGACUCAUCCCGUUGAAUAAACUGCUUAACUUUUCUCAAAAA
Molecule: messenger RNA, 5667 nt
Organism: Manacus vitellinus (golden-collared manakin)
Lineage: Eukaryota; Metazoa; Chordata; Aves; Passeriformes; Pipridae
Product: SLIT-ROBO Rho GTPase-activating protein 3
Exons: 11
Coding region: 184-2253 (689 amino acids)
Biological process (GO): signal transduction; negative regulation of cell migration
Cellular component (GO): cytoplasm
Molecular function (GO): protein binding
Source: RefSeq, a predicted model, not a curated record